CACACACCGUGUUCUUAACUAGUUCAGUGAAGCGAGCCAUGGUUUUCAGGAUCGCCACCAUGUCCUCUCUUAUGGUCGCCCUCGUCGUGCUGCUGCUCUCACGUAGCGGCACGGGUGACGCGGCGCGGCACCUGGCGGAGUACCCGCAGGCAGCGCCACUGCCCAAACCCGAUGUGCUGCCGAAGCCUGAACCGGUGGCGCCGCUGCCCAGUGCACCUGAGGUGCUGCCCAAGCCUGAGCUGGCGGGCCCUCUGCCCACGCCAGAGGUGCUGCCAAAGCCGGAGCUACCGCCGCUGCCCAUACCGGAGGUGGCACCGACGUUGCCGGGGCAUCCGUUCCUGCCCCUGCCUGAUGUGGAACCAAAGCCGGAGCUGCCACCACUGCCCAUUGGUGAGAUCCCACCUGUGCCGGUGUUGCCUCCACUCCCCAUAGGCGAGCUUCCACCGGAGCCUGUGCUGCCACCACGCCCGAUAGGUGAGCUUCCACCGAAGCCGGAGCCGGAACUGCCACCAAAGACGGAAGAGCCACCCAAGCCGGUGUUGCCGCCACUCCCAACAGGUGAGCUUCCACCGAAGCCGGAGCCCGAACUGCCACCGAAGACGGAGGAGCCACCGAAGCCCGUGUUGCCGCCACUACCGGCAGGCGAGCUUCCACCGAAGCCGGAGCCCGAACUGCCACCGGAGACGGAGGAGCCACCGAAGCCGGUGAUGCCGCCACUACCCGCAGGCGAGCUUCCACCGAAGCCAGAGCCAGAGCUGCCACCCAAGACAGAGGAGCCACCGAAGCCGGUGUUGCCGCCGCUUCCCACAGGUGAUCUUCCACCGAAGCCAGAGCCAGAGCUGCCACCCAAGACAGAAGAGCCGCCCAAGCUAGUGGUUCCGCCACUCCCGGCUGGUGAGCUUCCACCGAAGCCGGAGCCUGAACUGCCACCAAAGACAGAAGAGCCACCGAAGCCGGUGCUUCCACCACUCCCGGCAGGCGAACUUCCACCGAAGCCUGAGCCCGAGCUACCACCGAAGCCAGUAUCGCCGCCACUCCCAUCAGGUGAGCUUCCACAAAAGCCAGAGCCUGAAUUGCCACCGAAGAAAGAAGAGCCGCCGAAGCCGGUACUUUCGCCACCCCUGGCAUGCGAGCUUUCACCAAAGCCACAGCCAGAGCUGCCACCGAAGAAAGAAGAGCCGCCGAAGCCCGUGCUUCCGCCACCCCCGGCAGGUGAGCUUCCACCGAAGCCACAACCCGAGUUACCACCGAAGAAAGAAGAGCCGCCCAAGCCGGAGCUACCACCACUGCCACCCGGUGAGCUUCCACCCAAGCCCGAGCCGGAGUUUCCACCAAAACCAUGAUGCGUUCAACCACCGAGGUUUCCAUGCCGCAUGAUAUGUUGGGGUAUUCAUAUGCAUACAUGUGUUCAUAUUCAUCCGUUUGAUCUGCACUUGACUGUUGCCGUGAGCUAGUUCACACAUACAUACUGUUUUCAGAGGUUUUCUUGAUCAUUUCCUUUCAUAUACGUGUCUAAUAAAUGGAUUUCCGUCCAUAUGUAUAUAUAAAUUUCUUUGUCACUUUA
Molecule: messenger RNA, 1564 nt
Organism: Lolium perenne
Lineage: Eukaryota; Viridiplantae; Streptophyta; Magnoliopsida; Poales; Poaceae
Source: RefSeq, a predicted model, not a curated record